This is a messenger RNA of Uncinocarpus reesii 1704, 804 nucleotides long. RefSeq lists its product as uncharacterized. Gene Ontology annotation, cellular component: cytoskeleton. Bases 1 to 804 code for a protein of 267 amino acids. The transcript is spliced from 2 exons. Lineage: Eukaryota; Fungi; Ascomycota; Eurotiomycetes; Onygenales; Onygenaceae. The record is from RefSeq and is a predicted model, not a curated record. Gene Ontology annotation, molecular function: actin filament binding.
AUGGCCCCAUCAGUUGUGGAAGCGCUAGCCCCAGCUGUGGUUCCUCAGAAGGAGACCCACGCGGACGACGAUCGGGGUGCCGAACGCAGUGAAGUAAUCGAACAGGUUCAGAUGAACAAUCGGACCGUCAGCGGUCAGGAACUGCAUAUCAGAAGCUAUCCAAAAUUCGACACUCUCGAAGAGGAACGUCUAUAUCGCAAGCAGCAUCUCGCAGCUGCCUUUCGAGUCUUUGCUGAUCGCGGAUUCGACGAGGGUGUGGCAGGACAUAUCUCGGUGAGAGAUCCGAUUCUGACAGAUCAUUUUUCAUUCGCCAUCCACUCGGAGAUCCACAAGGCACGCCCAAACAUCAACGCUGCAUGCCACGCCCAUAGCGUGCAUGGAAAAGCGUUUUCGGUGUUUGGAAGGGAGUUGGACAUGAUGACGCAAGACGCUUUGCGAUUUUACAAAUCGCAUGGUGUGUACAAUAACUUUGGCGGCGUGGUACUUGAUCGCGAGGAGGGAGUCAGAAUCACAAAAGCCUUGGGCGACGGCAAAGCUGUAAUUCUGCGAAACCACGGGCUGUUGACUGUCGGAGAAAGUGUGGACGAGGCGGCAUUUUGGUUCAUUAGUUUGGACAAGACGUGCCACGCGCAGUUACUCGCCGACGCCGCCGCGAAUGGGUCAGGGUAUAAGAAAAUAAUGAUUGAUGAGGAAGAGGCCGAGGUCACUGCAAAGCAGGUUGGUGGGCCAGAUAAAGGAUGGCUGGCUUUUCAAGGGUAUUAUGAUGAGCAGGUUGCGAAGACAAACGGAGCAUUUUUGAAGUAA